CAUUAAAAUCAGAUCAAGUUCCAGAUCUAUACAAACUAGAGUUAAAUAUCUCAAAGGUUUCUACGUUUCCAAGAAAGCAAGAAGGAAAUGGAUAACUCACAGAAGGUAAGCUACCAAGCUGGAGAGGCCAAGGGCCAGACUCAGGAGAAGGCUAGCACCAUGAUGGACAAGGCAGGAAAUGCUGUACAGUCUGCCAAGGAGUCGUUGCCGAAUGCUGGCCCAACGAACUCACAGAAGGCAAGCUACCAGACUGGAGAGGCCAAGGGCCAAACUCAGGAGAAGGCCAACACCAUGAUGGGCAAGGCAGGAAAUGCUGCACAGUCUGCCAAGGAGACGAUGCUGAAUGCUGGCCAAACGAUUCAGCAAAAGGCUGCAGGAGCUGCUGAUGCUGUCAAGAAUGCUACCGGCAUGAACAAGUGAUUGAGCUAGCUGCUGCUGAUAUGGUGGCCGCUAUGGAUAUUUUUAAGCGUUUUUAGUCUUUGUUUAUAAAGAAGAGAAUCUCUAGUCCUCUUAGAUCAAGCUCUAGAGUUCUCAUCGUUUGGUGUGUGUUAUUUAACACACCUACGUUAAUUUGGUUCUUUGUUAAUGUUGUGUUGUUGUUCUCUUUUCUCCAAUUUGCGACAAGGAAGAGAUCGUUCUAUGUGAUCUGUUGUAGUUCUCACCUGAUGUAAUGAUAAGGUUUAUAACGAAAAAUUUCGAAAAUUGUUCCUAAA
This is a messenger RNA of Fragaria vesca subsp. vesca, 713 nucleotides long. RefSeq lists its product as uncharacterized. The record is from RefSeq and is a predicted model, not a curated record. The transcript has 3 exons. Bases 88 to 420 code for a protein of 110 amino acids. NCBI's taxonomy places the organism in Eukaryota, Viridiplantae, Streptophyta, Magnoliopsida, Rosales, Rosaceae.